UGUUUUGCGGGACGACUUGAUAUUGUUGCGAACAUCGAUUUCGAGCAAAAGAUAUAGACCAUUGUGGUAGAACGGAAAGAAAGAUGGCGGCCUCAACUACAGAACGAAUUUACCACCAUCCCUCCAAGCGGCAUGUGGAUAUACCUCCCGUCGAUCUGCUCACAUUGCUCUUCGUCCUGCACAUCGAAGCCGCCGACCCAACCAACAAGAUAACCAAGGCCCAACUCCGGCUUCUAGUUGAGAACAUCGCCCACGGUCUGCGAACGCAAUACCGUAUCGGCUGGAACGGCCCCAACGUCGACACUGUCACGGUCAUCACUCACGGCCAAAUCCUCGUGCCCGCAGCUUUGUACGCCGUCAUUGCUGCGGGAGGUGUCUACUCUGCUGCGAGUCCGUCUUCUACCGUGUCUGAAUUGGCUCGCCAAGUCAAGAUCGGUAAGAGCAACUUGAUCAUUUGCGGAGCGGAGCACGUCGAUGUUGCGUCGAAAGCGGCGAAGGAAUGUGGUCUCCCAUUGAAGAAUGUAUUGCUGCUGGAAUCGGAGAAGGGGAAGUGGGGACUAAAAAGUCUGGAGGGAGAAGUGAACGUCGUGAGUAAAGGCAAGCAGAAGUGGAGGAAAAUCUUCAACCCGCAGGUGUUGAAGGAGAGUCUGAUUGUCAUUCUAUGGAGUUCUGGGACGACUGGCCUCCCCAAAGGAGUGAUGCUCUCCCACGCCAACCUCGUAGCAGAAACCUACCUCAUGGCCCUCUCCGGCCGGGAAUGGGCCGCCACGGAAAUGGAAAAGGGGACCUACACCCCGUCCGAAUACAACACCCUCGCACACCUGCCGAUCAGCCACAUCGCCGGACUCUUCGGAUACAUGGUGUUCCCCUUCUACUCCGCCGGGACCGUGAUCUGGAUGCGGAAAUACGAGUGGAGUAAAAUGCUCGCCGCGUUGAAAGCGUUCAAGAUCACGGCUUUCUACACCGUGCCGUCGAUUUGGUUGCGGAUCUCCAAGGCGAAGGAGAUCACCGAUCAUUUACAGUAUGUCGAGGCUGUGAGCACAGGCGCUGCGCCGAUGGAUAGCGAGUUGCAGAAAGCGGCGAAUGCGAGAGCCGGCGAUGGGAAGAGUUUGUUUAUUGGGCAGACGUGGGGAUUGAGUGAGACGACGGGUGCGGUGACGGCGAUGCCGAAGGGGGAGUCGGAUGAUACGGGGAGUAUUAGUCCGAUUUUGCCGAUGGUGGACUUGAGGAUUGUGGAUGAGGAGUUCAAGGAUGUGGAGCCGGGUCAGGAGGGAGAGCUGAUUGUGAGGAGUGUGUUGGUGACGAAUGGGUAUUUUGAUAACCCGCAGGCGACGAAGCAGUCGUUUCAUGGGGAUUGGUUCUUGACGGGGGAUAUUGGUGUUAUGAGGGAUGGGAAAUUUUAUGUUGUUGAUCGGAAGAAGGAACUGCUGAAAUACAAAGGCCUCCAAGUCGCUCCCGCCGAGCUCGAAAACAUCCUCUUUACCCAUCCGAAAAUCAAAGAAGCCGCCGUGGUCGGCGUGCCCGCUCCUAACGACCCUACCACCGAUCUGCCACGCGCAUAUGUGGUUGCCGUGGACAAGAACGAUAUCUCCGAGGAGGAAGUGAAGGAGUUUGUGAAGGCGAGAGUUGCGCAGUAUAAGCAACUGCGCGGUGGUGUUGUGUUCCUGAAUGAUAUUCCCAAGAAUGCGAUUGGGAAGUUCUUGCGGAGGGAAUUGAGGGAGAGGGCCAAGAAGGAGUUGAAGACGGCGAAGCUGUGA
Messenger RNA from Zymoseptoria tritici IPO323, 1757 nucleotides. RefSeq lists its product as uncharacterized. Bases 84 to 1757 code for a protein of 557 amino acids. Gene Ontology annotation, molecular function: CoA-ligase activity. The transcript has 4 exons. Gene Ontology annotation, biological process: secondary metabolic process. The record is from RefSeq and is a predicted model, not a curated record. NCBI's taxonomy places the organism in Eukaryota, Fungi, Ascomycota, Dothideomycetes, Mycosphaerellales, Mycosphaerellaceae.